GGAGCCUGCCCAACACCUGGAGGCCGGACUUGGGGGCUCGGCGCGGCUCCACCUGCUCGCAGCUCCCCGGCCGAACUACGUUUCCCAUAAGGUCCUGCGCAUCUACGACCGCGCCUCGCGGGAGGGCGGGACCCAGACAGGCAUCACUUCCGCUUCCGGCGAAGUCUUUGGUGACCGCGGCCUCCUGGGCUCUGCCUCUGCCCCCGCCAACGGGCCUAAACACGCGUCCGAGGCCCGGGCUUGUUGCAGAAUGAAGGAAUGAAUAAAUGAAUGAAUGAGUGAAUGAAUGAAUGAAUGAAUGGAUGAAUGAAUGAAUGAAGGAAGUCCAUCCUGGGAUCUCCAUCCAGCCUCAGCUGCAGCUGGCCCCCACCCUGGCAGCCUGGAGGAGGAAGAGGAGGGCAUGGGCCCUGGGGCCCCCCAGGACUCAGUGACCUUCAGUGACGUGGCUGUGGACUUUACCCUGGAGGAGUGGGGGCAGCUGGCCCCUCCUCAGAAGGAGCUUUACUGGGAGGUGAUGCUGGAGAACUACAGGAACCUGGUGUGCUUGGGACUGGCCGUGGCCAGCCCCAGUGUGAUUGACCAGCUGGAGCGAGGAGAAGGCCCUUGGAUGGUCGGAAGGAGCGCCCAGAAAAACCUUGGUGCCGAUCAGGAGACAAGCAGUAAAACCCAGGAAGCAACUAAAGAGCAAGGCCUUUUUUCAGAAGAGCCAUCAAAAGAAAGAUUCAGAAAGCAUCAUUCCUGUGAAUCCAAGUUAAGAGAAACUUGGAAAUGUGAUGUCACCUUACAGGGACAACAGGACAAUGAGGAGAAAUAUUCUGGAAAAUUAAAAAUCAUCCAAAGGAAAACUCUCAGUAAAGUGAGAGGCCAAAAAUAUAACAACUGUGGAAGAAGCUUCACUUUAGAUCAAAUCCUUUUUCCACAAAAGAGAGCAUCCAUAGGAAAGAGUCUCCAUAAACAUGAUAUGCACAGAAAGAGCUUUAGGAUGUAUUCAGACUUAAGAAAAUGUAAUGGACUUUACUCAAAGAAGAUCAUUUCUAAGUAUAAUGAAUGUGAGAAACCCUUCAGUUAUCGUUCAGACCUGACUGAAUAUCAAAGAAUUCGUGCUGCAGAAAAACCUUAUGAAUGCAAUGGAUAUGAAAACGCCUUUUGCUGGAGUACACAACUUAGAAUACAUCAGAAAAUUCAUACUGGGGAGAAGCCUUAUGAAUGUAAUGAUUGUGGAAAGGCCUUCCGCUGGAAUUCACAGCUUAUUCAACAUCAGAGAAUUCAUACUGGAGAGAAACCUUAUAAAUGCAAUGAAUGUGGGAAGGCCUUUCACCAGAGUGCAGUACUUACUCAGCAUCAGAGAAUUCAUACUGGAGAGAAAUUAUACGAAUGUGAUGAAUGUCAGAAGUCCUUCCACUGGAGCACACAACUUACUGUACAUAAGAGAAUUCAUACUGGAGAGAAACCUUAUAAAUGUAAUGAAUGUGAGAAGGCCUUCCGACGAAGCUCACAGCUCACUGAACAUCAGAGAAUUCAUACUGGUGAGAAACCUUAUGAGUGUAAUGAAUGUGGGAAAACCUUCCGCCAGAGCUCACAGCUUACUCGACAUCAGACAAUUCAUACUGGAGAGAAACCUUAUGUAUGUAAUGAGUGUGGAAAGGCCUUCCACCAGAGUGCAGGACUAACUCAACAUCAGACAAUUCAUACUGGAGAGAAACCUUAUGAAUGUAAUGACUGUGGGAAAGCCUUUAGCCUGAGCACACGACUUACAGUACAUCAGAGAAUUCAUACUGGUGAGAAACCCUAUAAAUGUAAUGAAUGUGGGAAAACCUUUCGCCAGAGUGCAGGACUAAAUCAACAUCAGACAAUUCAUACUGGAGAGAGAGCUUAUGAGUGUAAUGAGUGUGGGAAAUCCUUCCGACAGAACUCACAGCUUACCCGACAUCAGGUAAUCCAUACUGGAGAGAAACCUUAUGAAUGUAAUGAAUGUGGAAAGACCUUCUGUCAAAACUCACAGCUUACUCAACAUCAAAUAAUUCAUACUGGAGAUAAACCUUAUGAAUGUAAUGAAUGUGGGAAGACCUUUCGUCAAAGCUCACAGCUUACUCGGCAUCAAAUAAUACAUACAGGAGAAAAGCCUUAUGAAUGUAUUGAAUGUGGGAAAGCCUUUCGACGGAGUACAGAACUUACUCGACAUCAGACAAUCCAUACUGGAGAGAAGCCUUAUGAAUGUAGCGAAUGUGGGAAGGCAUUCCGCCGUAGCACAGGACUGGCUGAACAUCAAAGAAUCCAUACUGGAGAGAAACCAUAUGAAUGUAAUGAAUGUGGGAAGACCUUCCGCCUGAGCAUUGGACUUAAUGAACAUCAAAGAAAUCAUACAGGAGAGAAACCAUAUGAAUGUAUUGAAUGUGGGAAGGCCUUCACCCUGAGCACACAACUUAAUCGACACCAGAGAAUUCACACUGGAGAGAAACCUUAUGAAUGUAAUGAAUGUGGGAAACCCUUUCGACAGAGAGCUCACCUUAGUCAGCAUCAAACAGUUCAUACUGGGGAAAAACCUUAUGAAUGUAAUGAAUGUGGAAAGGCCUUUAGCAGAAGCACUGGACUUACAGAACAUCUGAGAAUUCAUACUGGAGAGAAACCUUAUCAAUGUAAUGACUGUGGAAAGACCUUCCGAUUGAGCACAGGACUGGCUGAACAUCAGAGAAUACAUAGUGGAGAAAAACCAUAUGUGUGUGAUGAAUGUGGGAAGGCCUUUAGCCUAAGCAAGCACCUUACUCAACAUUAUAGGAUUCACACUGAAGAGAAACUUUAUGAAGGUAAAGUUUAGCUAGAUUACACACUUUAUGGAAGAUUAGAGAAACCUUAUAGAUUAAUUAAAUCCCUGUUUAAUUUCCCCCAGUGGCUGCAUUAGAUCCUUCCCCUCACUCUCUAGCUCCCUCCCUCUUCCAUCCUCCAUACUUAUAGCAGAUAAUUUGUGCACUAAGAAUAUCGUGGCAGUCUUAUUGGAACUUACUUCCAUUUCUCAAUUGAUCUUAGAUGUGACAACUGUUCUUCCUUCCUUAUUAGUGUCACAGAAGAGAUCUCCCUAUUCUUUAUUUAAGCCAAUUCCUUUGCCUGUUCCUUUGACUCAUCACCUCCUGCUUACUCUAGGAUCUUCUUCCAGCAAGCUUCUCAUCUCUGACAUGUACACUCUCUUUCCUAGCUGACUACAAAACAGUCAGGUAUUCCCAAUUUGCUGUGUACCCAAUCACACUACUGUCUCACCUCUUUUCUUUUCUCCCUUUCAUUGCUCAAGUCAUUAAAGAAGUUGUCAAUACUCAAUAAUAAUAGUAACUAACAUUUAUAGUGUUUUAAGAAUGAUAGAGUGCUUAAUGUACUGCUGAAGUAAUUCUCACAUCAACACUGUGAAAACAAUCCACCAUGGAGGCUUAGAAAGGUUCAAUGAAUUGUCUGUUGUCAUACAGCUGUUGUGUCUCCAGUUCUUCAUCACUCGCUAUCUCAUCACCAUGCAAUCUACUUUCUGGCCCAACCAUUUUACUGAAAUAGCUUUGCCAAAUCACCAGUGAUCUGAUAAGCAAAUACUGUGGCCUUUUUGUUCAAUCCAAAUCCUCCUUUACUUCUGUGGACUAUUUGACAUAGUUAUCUGUCUUUUCCUUCUAUAAACUUUCUGCAUCCUUUUCUUUGCAAUAUCAUUCUCUUAGUCAAUAGUAAUAACAACACAUCUAAAUUGUGCUUUGAGGUUUGCCAAGCUCUCAUCCCACACAUUGGUAAUACACUCACAUGGGGAAACUGUGGCACUGAGAACUUAAGCCAUUUCCCCAUGAUCAAAGAGCUUGUGAGUGUCUUGACUCUAAGGCAGGAGAUUUUAGUGGACUUGCAAGCUCAAUAUAAGUCAACUCUAAGAUGGCAGCUAAAACAAAAAACUAAUCUCAGACUGUAUCAAGUGAGGCAAAAGAUUCAGAAAUUCAGUCCCUCUGUCCUCUGCCAUGGUCCAUCCACAUCUGGAGUAUGGUGUUUAAUUCUGGGCAUCACAGGUUAGGAAAGACAUUGAUAAUUGGGGUGUGCGUAAAAAAGUAACCAAGGCAGGGCAGCUAGGUGGCACAGUGGAUAGAGCACCGGCCUUGGAUUCAGGAGUACCUGAGUUCAAAUCGGAUCUCAGACACUUGGCACUUACUAGCUGUGUGACCCUGGGCAAGUCACUUAACCCCCAUUGCCUCACAAAAAAAAAAAGUAACCAAGGUGAUGACUGAGUCCAGGUCUUAUGAGAACUAGCUAAAGGAGCUGGGCGUGUUUAGGUUGAAGAAGAUUGAAGAAGGGCAUGAUGACUGUCUUCAAGCACUUGAAAGGCUGUCACAUGGAAGAGGGAUUCAGUUCGUUUUGCUUGGUUCCAGAGGUUGGAACUAAGUAGGGCAGAUAUAAGGAAGAACUAACAAUUAGAGUAGCCCAUAAGUCGAAUGGAUUGCUUUGGGAGUUAGUGGCCUCCCCUUCAUUGAAGGUCUCCUAGCAGAGCCUGGAUGACCACCUUUGAAGUACAUGAUGGAAGGGAUUAUUUGGGGAUAUGAGUUGGACAGAUAUCUCUGAGAUCUAGUUCUGAAGCUCUAUGAUUAUGCAAAGACAUGCCUCUCUCCAUUGGUUUCUGGCAAAGGUUGGCUGUCCACCUGUAGGGUAUAAUAGUAAUAGAUAGCAUUUAUAUAGUGCCUACUAUGUGCUGGGCACUGUCCUAAGCACUUUACAAAUAGUAUCCUAUUUCAUCUUCACAAUAGCCUGGGAGGGAGAUGCUAGGGGCUCAGUGAACAAAUGUCUCUUGAAAGAAAAGAACACUUGUCAUUGUAAAUGAUUCAAUGGUUCAAUCUCAAUCAUAUCCUAAGAUUAAAAUAAUUAUCAAUGUAAAAUGCCAUCAUCCAUCAAACUUAACAAAGUCAAUUAAAGUGAUAAAUUCCAGUAAUGGUAUAGCCAAAUCAAUAAGCACGUAGUUAUAUUGACUGGGAAGCUGGGGGUUGAUAUUUUCUGGAAAGCCGUUUGGCAUGAGCUAUAAAACCUAUCUUCUUGGCCCAGUGACUUGCUUAUGAACACCCAACAACCUUGAGAAUAUCUGUGAUGGGGAGUGGGUGGUGAGUCAGGAAAAUACCUGUUUCUGUAAAAUUCUUUGAAAUGCAAUUCACAGGAAUAAAAAUUCUGGAGACAACCCAGGUGUCCAAGGAUUAGGAAAUCAGCUGAGCAAAUUAGUACAUGACUGUGACAGUGACUGCAAAGAACAAGGAGUUGUGUGGGAAGCCUUUCAUGAAGGGAAGUUAGUGAAAAGGAAAUAGAAUCUGAAUUGCAAUGUAUAUGCUGACAACAACUAUGGAAAUAAUAGCAAUAGAAUCCAGACAAAUAUGUAGAAGCAAAGAGGACAUUUGUGGGGUUAUUUGGUCAAUAUUAAGACUUUAAAAAAUAAACUAAGUUUCAUAUAUGAACGUUCAAUCAUUCUUGUAUUGAGUGUUUUGUUGGUAGUGUAGAAUAAAAAUUAUUUUCCAUUAAAAAUGUAAUGUUUAAUUUGAAUAUUCAGUAAAAUACCAGAUUUUCAAAAUAAGGUUAAAAAUUCUGAGAGGACCCCAGAUUGUCUUAACAGUACUUCUGGUAGGCACCCCUGUUGAUAUCAAUUCAUUUUAUUUAUUUAUUUAUUUUAAAUUUUCCUGAUAUCAAUUCAUUUUGACAAAUAUUAUUGAGUACCUUCUAUCUGAAAGGCAUUAUUCCAAUUUUAGGGCUUAGCCCAAUUCUUAGUGACAUUGACUCUGAGGCUACCAGGGAAUGCUAAAUGUGUGUGGUCUCUCUCCCUCCUGGUUCUUCUCCUAUCUACCUUACUGCUCCUCAGUCUCCUUUGCUGGAUACUCUUUCAGAUCAUGCACUCUAACCAUAGGUGUCCUGCAGGUUUCAGUCCUAGUCUCUCCUUUUCUCACUCUACUUCAUUUGAUCUCAUAACUUCUGUGGAUUUAAUUACCACCUUUAUGUUGAUGACUCUACCUAUCCUCAAACUCUCUGCUGACCUCCAGCCUAACAUCUCCAGCUGCCUUUCAGACAUCUUGAACUGGAUGUCCAGUAAACAACUUAAAAAUUAACAUGUCUAAGGCAAAGCUCAUUAUAUUUCUCUGUAAUCCCUAUCACUUUGACUGAAAGUGAAUGCAGAUCCAAAACAAUUUCAAAGUACUCAUGAUAGAAAAUGUUCUCCACAUCCAGAAAAAAGAACUGUGGAUUCUGAAUGCAGACUGAACCAUAUGGUUUCUCCUUU
This is a messenger RNA of Dromiciops gliroides (monito del monte), 6256 nucleotides long. Its product is annotated as zinc finger protein 420-like. Gene Ontology annotation, molecular function: DNA-binding transcription repressor activity, RNA polymerase II-specific. Lineage: Eukaryota; Metazoa; Chordata; Mammalia; Microbiotheria; Microbiotheriidae. Gene Ontology annotation, biological process: negative regulation of transcription by RNA polymerase II. The transcript is spliced from 5 exons. The record is from RefSeq and is a predicted model, not a curated record. The coding region runs from base 311 to 2815 and encodes 834 amino acids.